Molecule: messenger RNA, 5902 nt
Organism: [Torrubiella] hemipterigena
Lineage: Eukaryota; Fungi; Ascomycota; Sordariomycetes; Hypocreales; Clavicipitaceae
Source: the annotation of a GenBank genome assembly
CACCGCACCAUGAAAGCAAGAGUCCGGAGGCAGGGGUUUGUUCUUGCAUCGUUCCCCACCACACGCAACGGAGAUUAAGGCCUGUUUCUAGAAAGUCUGGGGGCGACCUUUCAUAUGCCAGCACGAAUUGUUGAACAAAGACGCGUUGGUCUGUACCCUCUAGUGUGGGGGAAUGGCUUGGAGCGCAUAAACGUCAAUAUUCGCACGCUCUAUCUACAAUGCUAAUCUCAUUAGGCUGUAUGUACUCUUGCUCUAUCAAUGCCUUUGCAAUUCAUGCCACGUUCAAAAUACACAUAUCCGUUUUUACCGUCAUUGGCCCGUGAUAUCGUCUUCAAACAUCGUUCCAAUGAAUUCUUCUAUCGUUUCGUCGUCGAUUGGUUGAUAAUAAUACAUGCAACUACACGUCGUCCACACUGCUUCUCUAUAAGCUGGUCUCGUCCUGCUGAAGUAUUGAUGUGCCUGAGCUCGCCAGCUGCGCCUCGCUAAUCCAUCCAGCUUCAACAGCGAAACAGACCACUUCGGCGGCAGAUCCAAAACAAGGCGUGUCCUCUGCUGCAUUACUGUCCAGAUACAUCCAAAGUUCCUUGGUCUUUUCUUGGAAGUUGGCAAGAUCGUUGUCAUCGCCUUGGAAUUUGUCCGUCAAGUAUUUAUACAGGUAUGCAAGCCAUAGUACAUUGGUGUACGGGGCAUACACAUCCCAAGACAAUGUCCCGUUCAUCCCUCUGGCAUAUGGCGUUUUGUGUGCGUCUGGUGGAAGGCAGGUCCGAUCUGCGCGCAAAAGAAAUGAUCUCAUCUGCCGGUAAACUUCGCACUGAUGCGCGUGAGUACUAGUGAAUAAGGAUAGAUCUUUUUCAAGAUCGCAAAAGAUGGGUUUGGCGUAGUCGAUCUCCAAGUCUUCGGCGCGUGACAGGCCGUAGUCCAGUAUAGUGAUAUCAAGACCCGAAUAUCCGUAAUAUGGGCCGUCUGAUCUUAUGGAUCGCUUGCGUUCUUUCGAAAUGCUUCGAAUACAGAGAUUGCCUUCAUGCAAGUCUCGAUGCUGUUCCAAGUUAGCAGGGUAACAUAUACACGAUCCAGUCUAUUACACACCUCAAACAUGGCGAGAUCUUCAGCUCGAGCGAGGGCGAUUGCAACAAGGAAGAAAAUAUCCCACAGUUGGCUUUCCGUGUUGCUCUUCCAAUCUUCUAAAGCAGUUCCAGCAUCGCCCAACUCAACAACCAAAAACUUGGUCUCGUCAAGGUACCGGCUCGGAGACGGGUAAAACUGAGCCCGCCCAGGAUCUUGUCUCUUAAGUUUACGCUGAAACUUCUGAUGGGUUUCAAGUAACUUCUUGGUUGUCUUCCCUUGUACAAUAUACUGCUCCUUGUAGAUAACAAAGCCCGGUAUGUCGGCGAGCCACUGUGAUAUUUGAAGUUCGCCAUCCAAGUCGCCAACUGGGUGUGGUUGUUCAUCUAUCAGCUUCGACAGAACCUGAGUUUUCGUUUGCGCCUUGAUUGGAGAGUCUAGACGCACGACCUUGAUAAUACUUGUUCCAUGGUCAUUCGUUAUCCGAUAGACCUCAGCGGACGAGGCUUCGGCAAUCUUUUCGAUUCGAUCCUCCGCUGGACAAACAUCGUCCCACGUCAAUAUGCGUAGGGACUCUUCGUAAUCAUGGACAGUAAUAUUUUCUGAAUUGUCGUUAUCCUCUACGUCUCCAUGAUUUGAUAAUAUGCUGUCUUCUGCCGAGUCUGUAUAAAUUUCAGCACCCAGACAUCUCUUGGGUGCAGGAGAAUUCAACUUUGCUUCUUCGACAAACGAUCUGAGUGUCGCAUUAAAGUCAGAGAAUCUCUUUGAAUCAAGAUUUCGAAGCGGGCUUUUCAAUUUUUGGGGAGUCUGCUCGAUGUGAACCUUUGCAAACUCGCUGGUCAAGUCUUCCACGUCAUGAGAUGCAGGCUCUAUCUGGGGCUUCCGUAGCGGGCUCUGUGGUAGCUCGGCAAACAACCGCGCCGCUUGAGAUUUUUUGGCUCUCUUCCCGUACGUAUUUUGUCGUGCCAUAAUUUGUCGUUGGCUUUACGGCGUUCGUGAGCCACUUGACGCGACAAACGCGAAGUAUGAAGCUUAGGGUUACGCAGAUGUUAAAACGGGUUGGCACGGCAACAAGUUGAACAACGCAUUGUGUUACACGACUACAAUAGAUGGAUAAAACACGAUCGUCUUGAGUGUCUUGUUCUUCUCUCUUUUUUUCUAUUCAGAACAUUGAUGCUGGAACGAAGAAAAUUUUGCCCCUUCUACUUUGCUGCGCUUUCCCUUGCCAAUUACUCUACUUUAUUUUUAGAGUGCUACGCAAGCAAAGUCUCGGCCUUCUCAUCGCCUGAGUGGCCAGCCCACACGUGCGAGCAAGGUACUCGCACGCGGUUUUAGCCACCAACUCACCACCUGCCGGACCAUCCGAACUGCACGGCUAACGACAUGCAUGUCACCGCAACGGUCGUGUUUAAAGGCAACGACAAAGUAUCUCCGCGCCAUUUCCAGUCGGCUCGUCGCACGCGAGUCUGAGCUUCUCAAGUCGGCCAGGGCAAUUGUCUUUAUAUGGCCAAGCUGCUUACCAUCGUAUGCGGUCAGUUCCUUCGUCCCACUGUUACCCACUGGCAUCAUCAACAGGCUCCGCCAGCAAGGUGACAGACAUCUGGAGCGUGGCAAACUACUGCCCAGGUUCAACACAAGGUGCAGCUCCUAGCAAAUGCGCAAUGACAUAUGCCAACAAGUGGAUUAAGGGAAUCACACUGUACAGGCUAUGUGUUUGUGAUGGCUUAGAAUACCCGUCUCGUCGAAAUAUUUCGGAUGCGCGGCACUCAUACCCACCAAAAAACGUCAUCAUGCUGCUCCUUCGAGUCCACGAUGUUUCCGGGGCCGGGGCUAGUUCUUGGUCGGCGCUAUAGCCGCUAGGCCACGCGCGACGUUUAGGGGUCUAGAAGAGUGGGCUUAUCCAUUUUUUUUUUUCAAGUUGCAUGGCGGGGAACCAAACCAAGGCGCCAGGUGACCAGCCUGAAAUACCAGUCUGGUCCACCCCUUCGUGAUAGAUUUUUUUCAUGUCUUCACCGGAGGUUGUCGCCGUGUUUCCUUACUUCAAUUGUUCUUGGACGGCAACCAUUGAUUGACCAUCGCUGUCCUCCCGUCAUGGACCAGUCGCACGAGUCUUCCCAGCAAAGCGAUCCGGACGCCGGUGCCGGCUCAAGCCCGAAGGACUACGCCUACACCGGAUCCAGUAACUCUGGUCCUACAACGCCCCUAGCAGAACCUGGCCAAGCAGAGGUGCACGCUGCUGCAGCACGCAAAGAAAAGGGACGCGUUCGAUUUAAUAGCAAUGCAGCACUUACACAAAGACCAGUCGGUGGUCAUUUAGUCAUUCCUUCUCCGGAGCGAUCGCCGUCUCCUGCGAAGCUAGUCCGGCCCUCUGCAUUGAGAGCUGGCUCAUCGGGAUCAGUUCCCACACUACAGCAAUUUCAACAGGAGUCGCUGGAUGCUUCGGAAAAAUCGAUAUCUGCUGCUGCUGCGCAUGAAAGAGCCCGCCAAAUUGCCGAUAAGCUACAGCGAAAUUCUCCACGGGCAUCCGUCGAAUCGAACGAACAUGUUAUAAUCGACCAAGGCCACGAAAGCGACAUUCCAUUACAAGACCUAUCUGUAUAUCCUCACCAAACAGCAGACAAUGGACACCAAAGUUAUGGGGACUCUCAAUCUGCGCUAGAAGAAUCGCAAUACCUUCAAGAGGAGGCACAGUCUCUUGUCCGCUCUCAUACCAGAGCAUAUCGAGACAACCCAGCGACUCAUCUCCAUACGAACAAGGAUAAUGGAGAAGGCAGUAGCAGCCAGGUGGUUCCGAGUGAUACAAACGGUGGAAUCUACGAUGGAGUUUACACGGUGCCUCCCCCAGAGGAGUACCGUGGAGGUGUGCUGUCGCAGCUCCUCCGGCUCUACAAAUCAACAGAGAAUCCUCUUGGAGGUGGUACCAAUUACAUGAGUCAUCGUCGCCAUCGCUCAACUUCAUCUACGGGACCUCACACUCCAGGAUCGGAGUCGGGGACUACUACCCCCAGCAGAAAGAAAUGGUAUGAACAGAACAAGUCUCAGGAUACGCUGGCAAACUUGAUUGAAGCUUCUGCACGACUUGCCAACCCUGCCUUGGGCCAUCAGUCAAAGCAUGACACUGAAACAGACAAGAAACAUGCGAAAAAGCGACCCGGUUACAAAAGGAGUAACAGUGCUGCUCGUCUAAGCGCCUACUGGCAAAAGGAGGAGGCCCGAAUUACCGUACAUAUUGCUGAGACGCUAGCUCGCCAGGGAUAUAUUAUCAAGCUCUGUCGAGCUCUGAUGCUGUUUGGAGCACCCACGCAUAGAUUAGAAGAGUAUCUGAGCAUGACAGCCCGAGUACUGGAGAUUGAAGGCCAAUUCCUCUACCUGCCCGGUUGCAUGAUUAUCUCUUUUGACGACAAAUCCACGCAUACGACCGAAGUCCGCAUCGUCCGCCUUGUCCAGGGUAUUGAUCUGGGCAAGCUGAAAGAUGUACAUCAUAUUUAUAAGGAAGUCAUGCACGACGUGAUUGGUGUUGAGGAAGGCACGGAGAGACUAGAAGACCUUGUUAAUGCAAAAGACAAGUUCAGCGAAUGGUUCCGCGUUCUUGUCUUCGGCUUCACAUCAGCAAUGGCUGCACCAUUUUCGUUCAAAGCCCGUCUUAUCGAUCUACCAAUUAUCUUUCUAUUUGGCUGCAUUGUUGGAUUACUUCAAAUUAUCGUUGCACCGAGAUCAAACUUUUAUAGCAACGUGUUUGAAGUUACAGCGACAGUCUUGAUCAGCUUCCUAGCUAGAGCCUUUGGAAGUAUCAGAGGCGGAUCGCUCUUCUGCUUCAGUGCGUUGGCUCAAAGUGGCAUUGUCAUGCUUCUUCCAGGCUACGCCGUUUUGUGUUCCGCUCUGGAAUUACAAUCUCGCGCCAUUGUUCCAGGCUCCAUCCGUAUUGUGUACGCCAUUGUAUAUUCUUUGCUCAUCGGUUUCGGCAUCACAGUAGGCGCUGCUCUCUGGGGCCUCUUUGAUGCAGAAGCGACAUCUAAAACAACCUGCGAUAAUCCUUUGGACGGAGAGCUUGCUUUCAUAUUCGUUCCCUUUUUCAUCAUCUGCAUCAGCAUUCUCUACCAAGCCAAAUGGCGACAGAUGCCGAUGAUGAUCAUCAUUGCGUUUGCUGGCUAUGUUGUCAACUACUUUAGUGGGCAAAAGUUCAAAGCUAGUCCACAAAUUGCAAAUACUUUGGGAGCGCUCUGCGUGGGAGUAUUGGCCAAUUUAUACUCUCGAAUCAGGCAUGGCGUCGCGGCAGCAACCUUGAUCCCUGCCAUCUUCGUCCAAGUGCCGGGAGGUUUAGCUUCUACAGGCGGUCUCCUAAGCGGUUUGCAAACAGCCAACCUGCUGACCAACUCCAAGAACAACGGAACUACGACGCCGGCGAAUAGCACAUCCCAGUUCAACGGCGGGCAGCUGAGCAGUGUCGUCUUUGACGUUGCAGCGUCCAUGGUUCAGAUUGCGAUUGGCAUUGCUGUCGGUCUAUUCAUCAGCGCGCUUGUGGUGUACCCUCUAGGCAAGCGUCGCAGUGGUCUAUUCAGCUUUUGAUUUACUUUUCGAUUUUCCUGGUUUUAUUAGCAUUUAGCGGGUGGUGAUUGUUUAUGGUUUCCAUUUUUACACAGCCCAUAUAAGGGCAUCUAGACUGGGAAAAGGCAUCUUGCGGCCUGUAUUUAUUAGCCUCAUCUUGUAUAUAAAUACAACAAAAAGUCAUGUUUCAACCGAGACUGACAAUGUCACUUUUUUACCUUUUACCUUCUCUUUCUAUCUUUGUGCUCCUGUUGCUGAACGCCUCACUAACAGGGCGGCAAGUCCCUGAGUCGUU